CUAUGCCAUAUGCACCACAUCCCGAAGUCUCUCUUUCAUUAAGUUUUGGCCAUCCCAAACUUUCCAGUGUGAGUGAGGAAAACCAAAAAUGAGGGCCUCAUACAUUGCUGCAGUGUGUGCUGUGCUAGUGUUGCUCUUAGCUGAAGCACAGCUCUCAGUGGCUGCUGCAACAUGCAGCCCAUCUGAGCUGAGCCCUUGCAUGAGUGCAAUCACGUCGUCAAGUCCGCCUUCAAAACUGUGCUGCACUAAGAUCAAGCAGCAGAAGUCUUGCCUUUGCCAAUACCUCAAGAACCCAAGUAUGAAGAAAUUUGUUACCUCCCCUAAUGCCAAGAAGGUUGUUACCACUUGUGGAGUUCCUAUUCCCAAGUGUUAAUGCAUAAACUACUCCCUUUUUUUAGAGGGACUACUAGUCUCUCACUCUUUUAUGCUUCUUACUACAUACUAAUUUAAUGGGUGGAGAGAGAAAAGUCUGUUUAUGGUGUAUGGUUGUUUUAUUGGCACUAGUACUUAUUAUGGAAAUAAAACAAAGUCUUAUCUUA
Molecule: messenger RNA, 539 nt
Organism: Cornus florida
Lineage: Eukaryota; Viridiplantae; Streptophyta; Magnoliopsida; Cornales; Cornaceae
Product: non-specific lipid-transfer protein 2
Exons: 1
Coding region: 89-373 (94 amino acids)
Biological process (GO): lipid transport
Source: RefSeq, a predicted model, not a curated record